ACUUCCGGCCGCGCUACUUCCGCUGGGCGGCUCGUUGGUGGGUGGUUCCGCCGCCCUCGCCGCUUUGCCGCCCUCUCGUCUCCCCCAUCAGGUGCCGCCCGUUCCGUUCCGCUCCGGCCUCCUCAGCGUCCGCCUCCCCCAGCCGCCCCUCAGCGCAAGGCCGCCGCGCCGAGGGCUGCCACCGCGGCGGCCUCCGCCAUGGGCGCGUAUCUCUCGCAGCCCAACACGGUGAAGAGCUCCGGGGAUGGGGCCGGGCUCGGGCCGCGCCCGCUGCACUUCGGUUUUAGCGCUAUGCAGGGUUGGCGCGUCUCCAUGGAGGAUGCACACAACUGCAUACCAGAACUGGACAGCGAAACGGCCAUGUUCUCAGUCUACGAUGGACAUGGAGGAGAAGAAGUUGCCCUGUACUGUGCCAAGUAUCUUCCUGAGAUCAUCAAGGAUCAGAAGGCCUAUAAGGAAGGCAAAUUGCAAAAGGCCUUGGAAGAUGCUUUCUUAGCCAUAGAUGCCAAGCUCACCACUGAGGAGGUGAUAAAAGAGCUCUCUCAGAUGGCUGGGCGACCCCAGGAUGAUGAAGAUGAGAAGGAGAAAGUUGCUGAUGAAGAUGAUGUGGAUAAUGAGGAAGCUGCUCUUCUGCACGAAGAAGCCACAAUGACCAUUGAGGAACUUCUUACACGUUAUGGACAAAACUGCACCAAGAACCUCAAACACAAGUCCUUAGCUCCGGCUGGGGACAAUGCUGCGGAGGGGACAGGCAAACAGCAUGAUGGGGAGUCAAAUAUGAACGGAGAGGCUGACCCAGGGGACCUUAUCGACCACAAGGAGAGGAAGAAUGGGAAGCCAGAUGAAGAAUUCACGGGUAUUUCCUCCACCUCAGACAAAGCCAGCACUGGAGGCAACAGCCCUGCUCUGCAGAAGCCUGAACUAGGCAAAGGUGACGAGGCCGUCACCUCUUCUACUGGGGAGGCCGGGCCCUCCUGCUCCUCCACGGGAAAGCCCCAACGCACAACCAAAUCCAAAUUUUUUGAGGACAGUGAGGAUGAGUCAGAUGAGGUUGAGGAAGAGGAGGAAGACAGUGAGGAAUGCAGUGAAGAUGAGGAUGGUUACAGCAGUGAAGAGGCAGAGAAUGAAGAUGAUGAAGAUGACACUGAAGAAGCAGAGGAGGAUGAGGAUGAAGAGGAGGAAAUGUUGUUACCAGGCAUGGAGGGGAAAGAGGAGCCUGGCUCUGACAGUGGGACGACUGCUGUCGUGGCCCUCAUCCGAGGCAAGCAGCUGAUCGUGGCUAACGCUGGAGACUCACGCUGCGUGGUGUCAGAAGGUGGCAAAGCUGUCGACAUGUCGUAUGACCACAAGCCAGAGGAUGAGGUAGAACUGGCCAGGAUAAAGAAUGCUGGUGGCAAGGUCACCAUGGAUGGGAGAGUGAAUGGUGGCCUCAACCUCUCCAGGGCAAUCGGUGAUCACUUCUACAAGCGGAACAAGAAUCUGCCUCCAGAAGAACAGAUGAUCUCUGCCUUGCCUGACAUCAAAGUACUGACAAUAAACGACGACCAUGACUUCAUGGUCAUUGCCUGUGAUGGAAUCUGGAAUGUGAUGAGCAGCCAGGAGGUGGUGGAUUUCAUCCAGUCCAAGAUCACCCAAAAGGAUGAGAAUGGAGUCCUGAGGCCGCUCUCCUCUAUCGUAGAAGAGCUGCUGGAUCAGUGUUUGGCUCCAGACACUUCAGGGGACGGCACUGGCUGCGAUAACAUGACCUGCAUCAUUAUCAGUUUUAAACCCCGCAAUACACACCCACCUGCUGAAAGUGGGAAGAGGAAACUGGACGACGUGGCAGCACCGGCAGCACCAGCAGAGGAAAACGGCAGCGAUAAGAAGAAGGCCAAGUUGGAAUAACAAGCCUCGCACAGGGACUGUGCUGUGCGCUCACCAGACUCUCGUUUCUUAAACAUGCUGAACUCAAGACUCCACAAAGUCUUGUCCUUUUUUUAGCCUUAGCAGAGGCCUUGUUUGUCCGUGUCCGGGGUGGGGGGUGGGGGGUGGGUCUGGUUAGCGAGGGCAUGUGGCGCUGUUCAUCCGUAACCAUUCCAAAGAGUGAAGCCAAGGGCAGAGCUGCACGCGGGAGCAGCCACCAGCCGCGACGUGGGAGCCCACCAUCAAGUGGCAGCUUCUUCUUAGCACAGAGCCCUGUGGUUAGAAGGAUGGUCCCCCCUCCCUACCCCCCCAUUGUCUCCAUGUGGUUGUUGCCAUUUCUGUGCCUGUGACUUUUCUGUUCCGGAGGGAAAGAACUUUUUUCACUUGUUGAGGUUUUUUAAAAUCUGCACCCAAUUAUUUAAGGCCCUUUUCUGUUUUUAUUUGUGAACCAAUCCGGCUGUGGUGCUGCCGCCACACCUCAUGCUGUUGUACACUUUCAAUCAAUACCUUUUUCAAACUAAAAAAAGCCUGGAAAACACGGUUGUA
Coturnix japonica (Japanese quail) is the source of this 2448-nucleotide messenger RNA. RefSeq names its product protein phosphatase, Mg2+/Mn2+ dependent 1G (gene PPM1G). NCBI's taxonomy places the organism in Eukaryota, Metazoa, Chordata, Aves, Galliformes, Phasianidae. Gene Ontology annotation, biological process: protein dephosphorylation. The record is from RefSeq and is a predicted model, not a curated record. Gene Ontology annotation, molecular function: protein serine/threonine phosphatase activity; cation binding. Gene Ontology annotation, cellular component: nucleoplasm.